UUCAAAUGCUUACCGGAAGAAAAAAAAACAGAGAGAAAGAGAGAAACAAUAGUAGUUUCAAAGUUCCAAAGAAUAAAAAAUAUAAAGAGAUCGAUCAAGAAAAAGAAAGUUUUACAAAAAUGGGCAAUAGCUUAAGGUGUUGUCUGGCUUGUGUUCUUCCUUGUGGAGCUCUAGACUUGAUCCGAAUAGUUCAUCUCAACGGCUCCGUAGACGAAAUAACACAUCCAGUCACAGCCGGUGAGAUCCUCAAAGCAAACCCUAAUCAUGUUCUAAGCAAACCAUGUUCUCAAGGAGUUGCUCGUAAAAUCUUAAUCCUCUCCCCCGAAUCGGAGCUUAAACGAGGCAGUAUAUACUUCUUGAUUCCGGCUUCUUCGUUGCCCGAAAAGAAAAGGAACAAGAAAUCCUUAAGAAAGAGCAAGAAAUGCAACUCUGAUGAUAUUUCAGAUUGUAAAUCAUCCCGUCGCGAUGGCCGGACCGGUCGUGUUGGAGUGUGGCGGCCUCAUCUAAGGAGCAUCUCUGAAGACUAACAAGUUUUUUUUUUCUUCCGGAAAUUUAAUUAUUGGUUUGUGGAUAAUUUUUUUUCCUAAAAUUUCUUGUUUCAGUCUGCGAGUAAUAAUAGCAGACUCUGAAUUUCAAUUGCUUCAUGGAAGAAAUUAUAGGAUUUGUAUUCAUGCCAUGAAUUGUAAGUAAAAUCUGGUUGGUAAUUGUUUAUGAUCGGAAACAUAUUUUGUUGUUUUAUUUC
Molecule: messenger RNA, 742 nt
Organism: Mercurialis annua (annual mercury)
Lineage: Eukaryota; Viridiplantae; Streptophyta; Magnoliopsida; Malpighiales; Euphorbiaceae
Exons: 1
Coding region: 6-527 (173 amino acids)
Source: RefSeq, a predicted model, not a curated record